This is a messenger RNA of Suillus paluster, 1562 nucleotides long. Its product is annotated as ribonuclease P 40kDa subunit-domain-containing protein. Bases 7 to 1080 code for a protein of 357 amino acids. Gene Ontology annotation, molecular function: ribonuclease P activity; ribonuclease MRP activity. The transcript has 7 exons. NCBI's taxonomy places the organism in Eukaryota, Fungi, Basidiomycota, Agaricomycetes, Boletales, Suillaceae. The record is from RefSeq and is a predicted model, not a curated record. Gene Ontology annotation, cellular component: ribonuclease MRP complex; multimeric ribonuclease P complex. Gene Ontology annotation, biological process: tRNA 3'-end processing; tRNA 5'-leader removal; endonucleolytic cleavage in ITS1 to separate SSU-rRNA from 5.8S rRNA and LSU-rRNA from tricistronic rRNA transcript (SSU-rRNA, 5.8S rRNA, LSU-rRNA).
AGAGUGAUGCUAACGAAUGGCACUUUGCCAUCCGCCCAACUCGACCGAUUUGGCGCAGUACACCCUUUCACGCAGCAACUUGACAUCGUGUUCCCUGCUUCCGAUGAACUUGAGAAGGAGCUUGCAUCCCUGAGGCACACAUACUGCAAAAGACGCUGUACACUAUCAGAGUUCCUUGAUUUUGCCUCCAAGAAUCGGUUCUGUUCUCUAUCUAACAGCAACAUAACUGCACUACCAUCCACUUCCGAGUGCGAUGAUACAUGGUGCAUCGACCCCAGAGGCGUCCUCACCCUCUGCGUCUCAAAGUCACUGUAUGAAAAACUUGGCUUAGUCGGGAAGAAACUUCCCUUCAAAGGCUGUUCAGAACAGUAUGUCAUACGCAUACCGGUAAGACAAGAGACCGAGUCUCCUGCUGUGCGUGCGAGACAGAAAGCGGCUCUGAAGCUCUGGGAUGAGCUCAGGGAAGACCAGCCCGGGAAAUGGGAAAUUAAUUAUUGUCAAGCAGGUGCAGGUACCUCCGAGUCACACGAAGCGGUGACCGUUCAACACAAAAUUUGUCGUUCCACCGAUAUACUUAUCCCAGUCCCGACUCUUGCUCCCUUGCCCCAGGAAAGCACGGAGGAUUGGGAUGAACGUAUAGGCGACCUCUUUGAAUGGGUAGGCAUGGCUUGCUUAGGAGCCCAGAGACUCAAAGCAAAUGACCGUGUCAAUCCUUACGUUGCUGUCUACGAAACUCCUGCUCCUUCAUAUAUUGGUGACGUGACACGCAUGACGUGGGCGGGCUUCCUGCACCCUGCAUUCAUUAAACACGCUCUUGACACGGUGACGUUACAUCUGGCAUCUGCGACCGAUGACCACGCGUUCGUUGCGACCACGAGGCAUGGUUACUGUACAUCACCUGUUGGCAUCAUCCCCCUUUCCUUGGCAUCUGAUACUUCUUUGGACACGGUCCGAGAUGCACCUCUGCGAGCACCAGGACCCAAUGCGGAGGACACCGGCUGUUUCAUCGUUGGGCCCGGUCAAAAUGGAAACUUUGUGCUUGAAGAGAGUAUUGGACAAUGGGAUGCUAGAUGGGGCUGAAUUGAUCACAGUAGCUAUAGGUAGUCAGAUUCAUCUAGAGAUUUGAUCACAGCACAUGAGAUGUACAAUGUUGAAAGCGGAUGAAUUGAGAACACAGUCCUAAUCUAUGCCACCUCACGACUAUAGAAGCACAGGAUAGUACGGCGAUGACGUGGGUCAUCGAGGGCCAUUGUAUAUAGUGCAUAAGUAAUGGAUUAGCUGUGUUUAUGGAGCAGGAUACUAAUGAUGUUGUUGUGCGUGAUGAAACGCCUCGAGAACGGUAAACCCCAGGCAGAAUGAAGGAAAGAAAGACGAUAUGCAUCAAGAGAUUGGGACGGUUUGGCAGGUUUACGAGUCAAGCCAUGACGUCUCAGACACGGACGAGUGCAGGGGAAAUAUGGGCAUGAGACAUGCGUGCGUUGGUGUUAGUGAGAGGACUCGUGCCGGUGGCCGAAUAUGUCUGGCGACGGGACGCCCAAGUGUAGAUACGAGGUGAGACUGUA